Molecule: messenger RNA, 1265 nt
Organism: Amoebophrya sp. A120
Lineage: Eukaryota; Dinophyceae; Syndiniales; Amoebophryaceae
Source: the annotation of a GenBank genome assembly
AAAUUUUGAAAUAAAAGUAUACAGUAUGAGAUCGACGACCACAGUUGUCUGUUGAUUUACUAUAAAUCGCUCGCAUGAGCUCAUCAAUUUGCGAUCACGACUCUCCUGAUACAUAACUACUUACACGAACCAUGACAUCAAACACGACUCUUGCGAACCUUUUGGACGUGUCGCAGGACCACCACGAUGGAGAGCACUCCCAAGUGCCUGAUGACGACGAGGCCUCCUUUCUGACCGAGACGGGGAGCAGCAGCAGCCCCUUGCCCUCGUCGGAGCAGCUAGACGAAGAGCUGGACACUGCCUUGUCUGCGUUUGACGCGCAUGUGUCCGACUUCUGCUCCGCUGCAGCAGGAACGAUGGCCGCAGUUGCAUCGGGCUGUUGUGCUACAGGAUCGAAGUCCACCGUCUCUUGCGCGCCGGGCUUGCAAAGCAUUCUGGAGGAAGAAAGCGAGCGGAACUUUUCGAGUUCAGCAGGAGCGAGAAGAAGUGCUCGUCCCCGGUCGUCGUGUAAAAGUUCUUCAUCCACUCCAGGAGCUGCUUCUUCUUCCGCUUCUUCAUCUUUGUUAUCAUGUCCCCAAAGUACUAGAACGGGAAAGCAACAUAACUCCACUUCGUCCGCAGUUUUUGCAAGCAGAACGGAUGCAGCAGCUUCACCCGUGACGAGCAUCAAGUCGGCACAAGCAAACACACUGGACGAGACAUCCAAAACCAAGGUCGCACAAAAACUCUGGGAGGGGACGGGAACAAAUCGUCAUGAACAAGAUGAUACCGGCAUGAAUUGUUCCGUCAAAGAUUUCUAUUUCCGAAAAAAACUACCAGCCGUCACAACUGCAAUCGGCGGCAGCACGAAUGCAGCGGCAGCCCGCGCCGGCGCGCAAGUGCAUCACCUCCUCGUGCCCCAACAGGCAUCGAAGUCGCAGAUCUGCUUUCUUGGCGCAGGGGCCGCUGGGGAAAUCGACGAAGAAGAAAAAUACCACAUACUGCAAACCUUCGCGUUAUGGACACGAUCUUCCUCUAAGCGAGAACCACUGGGUGUCAGAGAUGAGUUAAGUGAUGAAAUAGAUGAGCUGCUGCGUGAUGAUGAUGAAGAUGGACAAUUUUCGUCCGGCUUGCGCCUGACAAAGUUGGAGAAGCCGGGGACGACCGCCAGCCUGCAUCCUUCCCUGUGCGGAUACACAAACGAGAACAACGCGAGCUGUUCCUACUGUUUUCUCAACAAGAGCGGGCUGCCUGUGGAGCAUGCGCACCAGGCUGCGCUCGUGGAC